UAUGGCAUAUGGUAUACUAUUAAAAGGUUUUCCCUAAGGUAUACUUUAGGUUGUUUGGGGUUAAAGAAAUGGGGAGAGGCAAAGUAGAGCUGAAGAGAAUAGAGAACCCAACAAGUAGGCAGGUGACCUUCUCAAAGAGGAGAAAUGGCCUUUUGAAGAAGGCUCUUGAAUUGUCCAUCUUAUGCGAUGCUGAAGUUGCACUCCUCAUCUUCUCUCCCUCUGGAAAGGCUUAUCAGUUUGCUAGCCAUGACAUGCACAGAACCAUUGGGAGGUUUCGCGAUGAAAGAGGAUUACCUCAAUCAAGUGACCAACGCUCUAGAUCAAUGGAGUUUUGGAGGACUGAAAUUGAGGAGCUCAAGAGAUCGAUAGACAUAUUGGAGACAAGACUCAAGCACUUGGCUGGAGAAGAUAUAUCAAUGUUGGGCAUGAAGGAGUUGAAACAGGUUGAGCGACAGAUAAAGAUUGGGGUUGAACGCAUCCGUUCUAAAAAGAGACGCAUCAUUUCCGAGCACAGCAAUUUGAUGAAAAGGAAGCACAGAGCCCUGCAAGAGGAAAACUCUCGUCUGCAGAAAAGAUUGCAUGAGCUGCAUGAUUCUUACGUAAGAUCAAGUAUUUCGGGAGUGAAUGCGUGCAACGCAUACCCAAGUGCAGGAUUCUUCAGCAUGGAUUUAACCAUUAAGCACCAGAUGAUGAUCUCCCACCAGUUACAAUAUUAAAGAAUCUUCAAUUACUUCAAUAAUAGUUAUUGUAAUCAUAUAAUUGUUCAGCAGCGACGAAUUAAUUAUAAGUCGUUCACAACUUUUUUUUUUUUCUUUUUUAAUUUGGUGUUUUGUGUUCUCUCCCUUUUUAUCUUCGUAUAUAUAUGACUUGUG
Messenger RNA from Corylus avellana, 872 nucleotides. Its product is annotated as MADS-box transcription factor 17. Gene Ontology annotation, cellular component: nucleus. The record is from RefSeq and is a predicted model, not a curated record. Gene Ontology annotation, biological process: positive regulation of transcription by RNA polymerase II. Lineage: Eukaryota; Viridiplantae; Streptophyta; Magnoliopsida; Fagales; Betulaceae. Gene Ontology annotation, molecular function: protein dimerization activity; RNA polymerase II transcription regulatory region sequence-specific DNA binding; DNA-binding transcription factor activity.